AGCGCAACACAGCUGCGCAUGCGCAUAUCCAUCAUAUCCAUGGGCAAGGGACGUGGAUAUCACAAUUCAAAGAGGCAACUACCUUCCAGACUUCUAACGGUGUACUGACUGCUGCCAAUAUUUCCACUGUUCCUUCUGCUCCCCCAAAUGGUUUCUGCCCAACACAAAGUCAAAAGUUUUGAUACAUCUAAAGAAACACAGUAUAUCAAUACAACAUGGAGGUUACAUCAUACACAGGUGUUGUCACCUGUGUCGAGACUUGCCACGCUAUCACUGUUCUUGUUGUAAAUCCACACUUCUGAGAAGAAUGGACUUUAAGAGGCAUUUGGAAGUGUGUAAUAGUAAAAACAGUGACACUGCUAUACAGUCGCCCUCAGCCAAUGAAAACACUUCUAAGCUACCACUUGUCUCAGAAAAAACACCUCAACAUCAAGACAUUUUGAAAAAACGCAAGCAAGUGCAAAAAAUUGACAUAACAUCCUCCUCCCAUUUGAAAAGUAAAAAACGUGUAGUUUUUGUUCAUCACCUUAAACAUGAGUUGAGCCCUACCAUUAAAGAAAAUGAUGAAGCAAAUAAAAAUAUGGAUAUAACCAUUCAAAGAGGCGAUACCCUUCCAGAAGUUAAAAGAUGUACUGAUUGCUGCAGUAAUUUUCACUGUCCUUUUUGUGCCCCAAAAUGGUACCGGCCCACCGGAAAGUCCAAGAUAGAUACACAUCUAAAGAUACACUUCAAUCGUGCAGUGCGUUAUGAAGGUUACACCAUACACCGAUGCCGACGCAAUUGCCGAAAAACACCACACUAUCACUGUCCUUACUGUAAAUCCACACUGCUGAGAACACUGGACUUUACGAGACACUUGCAGUUGUGCAAAAGUAAAGCAGACACUGGUGAUGCAGCAGAGACUGGUGUUCAGUCCUCCUCAACUGUUGAAGACACGACUGAGCCCAGUAACAUCACACCAGUUGCCAACAAAGAACAAAAGGAAAGACCAAAGUGUGUUCCUCAGGUGUGCGCUGUUGAUGGACAAAAUGGAGAACCAAAUGAAAAUGUGCAUAUAACAGUUCAAAGAGGUGAUUCUCUUCCAGACCUUGAAAAGUGUUCUGACUGCAGCAAUAUUCACUGUCCAUUCUGCUCCACAAAAAUGUUCCGGCCCUCCAAAAAGUCAAGGGUUGUAGAACAUCUGAAAAAACACUUCAAUUAUUCAGUGAAAUUUGAAGGUUUCACCAUUCACCGCUGUCGUCGCACCUGCCGCUCCGUGCCACACUAUCACUGUCCUUACUGUAAGUCCUCUGUCCUGAGAACAAUGGACUUUAUGAGGCACUUGCAAGUGUGCAAAAGUAAAGAUUUAUCAGUCACUGCUAUUCAGUCCUCCUCUGCUGCUGAAGACCGUUUGAAGCUGGCCAACUCCACACCGGUUUAUAAAAACAUCACAUGGAAAAGACCAAACUUGAAAGAAAAGAAAAACACACAUCUCAAAUGCCCCAAAUGUCAUUUAGUAUUUUAUAGGAAAAAUCUGAAAAAGCACAUAGAACGCAAGCACUCACUACAAGAGUUGGACAUUUCAGCUUUCUCUCAUUUGAAAAGUGAGUGUGUAGAUCCCCAGAAUGGAGUGUAUGCUGUCCACAAUAUUAUCCGUGGGGUUUCAAGGCCUCUCCAUGUCCAAAUCAAAUUGCAGGGUGAAGUAGAGUGCGUUUUGUGUGAUUCUAGCUUGUGUCAAAGUAAACUUGAGCUGGCGCGUAGUGAGCUCAAGUCAUACAAAUGCAAACAUCUCCAGUCUGUUUCAAACUGCAGGUCCUUCCUGUCCUCACCACUGCUUCCUCAAAGUAUACUUACAGAAAUGGCAAAGAAAAAGUUGUUUGCGAAGAGUAAAAUAAAAGUGUGUACUGAUCGUCAAAUUUUAGCCAUGCAAAACAAUGUGCCACUUUCUGUCCAGUUGAUGAUGGGGAAUCCAACAUAUAAAAAGUUUAUUUCAGUUUAUGAGCCCAAUAUAUCCGUUUACAGUCGACUUCGCAGGAUAAUUGUGUCAUAUAAUGAAGAAAAGAAUUUGUGGUACUGUCCUUGUUCCAGGACGAAGAGGACUUGUGUUCAUAAAUAUGUUGCCAAAUGGCACUUAUUCCAAACUGAUCCAGGUCUGUUUCGUAAUAAUAAGGUGCAGACUCCCAGUAAACCACGAAAUAAAAAAACUAAAAGACCAAAAGUACAGUCACUUCAAAGGACCGAUGUACUGUCAAAACAAAGGGCUGAAGCAGAUCUUGAGAGCCAUGUCGAGGAUACAGCAUUGGACCCCAUAGAAACAAUGGAAGCUAUUGAGUCCCUAGAUUCAAUGGUAGCUGAAAUGGAUACUCAUGUGAGCAUGGCCACUUACCCACCAAAGGAUGUUCAAAUGAUCAGAAGCAUGGUGCAGUACCUCCUAAUGAAUAAAAGGUUACCUGCACUUCUCCCUGACCAUCUCUCUGUACCUGCGGAAAAGGAUUACCCUCAACACCUGGUGCCCACCGAAACAAACUGCCUUUACUGUACAGAUGCCAUCGUCCUAAGCCAACCUGUCCUCAUCACCCACAAGGCCAAGAUCCUCACAUACUCAAGGAUUCUUCAAGAUAUUUCUACUUAUUAUAAAUUCUGUCCUCACUGUGGAGUCCCAUAUCGAUAUCAGGAGUGGGGAGAUGGUCUGCAUAAUUUCAAUGACCAUUUACUACUGGAUCUAUCCCUUUGCCUCAUGAUCAGGAACACACUGCAUGCCCACACCAGUUUUGGCCAAAUAGUGGAGUCUUUGAAGUCAAAUAAAGGUGCCUCGUUUCCCUCAGCUGAUACUCUGCUCCGAGGGUAUCUCCAUUUUGAGGCCCUCACGGACAGUCAGAAUCAGUACUCCUGUGUCACCUAUGGUAACCGUCCACCUGUAGUCGUCAUGGAGCUCAACAACAAGACGUUUCAUUUGUCAGGGAGGGACCUUGUAGAGCCAACAGCAGAUUUAAAUGAACCAGGGGACAUGGACCACUUGUGGAAAGCUCUGAAAGAGGAAAGAAUUGCCCGUGGACUGGUUUCUAGUACAAAACAGCCUGUUUUAUACAAAAUAAUGUGAUCACUCAGUUUUAACUAUUCUUUUGACCUAUUUUACUGCAAUUCUUGAUUUUCUUAUUUGAUUUUAUUUAUUGUUUAUACAAGAGUCAGCCAGUCAAGGAGACACUCUAUACUUUUCCAUACUAUGCAAAAAAAGUGUAUAUAAAGACAAUGUCAUGAAAAUGUUUUUUAUUUAAUCGGGAAUCCGAUAGACAAAGAAAAAGUGUGAGUGUAAAUUUGUUAUUGUUUUUGUUUUACAUUUGCUGUUUGAAACAGCAUAAUGAAACAUUGGACAUUUGAAAAAUACAGUCUGAGAACUAUA
Molecule: messenger RNA, 3379 nt
Organism: Boleophthalmus pectinirostris (great blue-spotted mudskipper)
Lineage: Eukaryota; Metazoa; Chordata; Actinopteri; Gobiiformes; Gobiidae
Exons: 10
Coding region: 308-3079 (923 amino acids)
Source: RefSeq, a predicted model, not a curated record